AUGAAUUGUGCUUACUAUCAGCAGCAUGGGGGCCCCCCCGUGCCUCACAAUGUCACCAAUAAUUACUUCAACGAGCCAUGGGAUGGCGACCGUCCUAAUUUCAGUGGCAUCGCUGAGGCUAGAGCGCCGCGCGGGUGGAAAGGGGGGGGGCCGAAGGGGUCUCGCAAUUACGGGGCCCGUAAUUACAGGGCUAGCGGCCGCACGGCGCCGAAACCAGCCGACUCCGGGUCUCCUGCCAUAAUUAAAAACGCUCCGGAUUAA
Leptosia nina is the source of this 261-nucleotide messenger RNA. The record is from the annotation of a GenBank genome assembly. NCBI's taxonomy places the organism in Eukaryota, Metazoa, Arthropoda, Insecta, Lepidoptera, Pieridae.